AUGUCGAUACAGGGCAUUCAUCCGAGCAAUUGGCUGUACUGGGUCAAUCAUCCCCCACGUGAUAAGAAAGCCAAUGCCGAGUUCAGGAUGAUUGAAGGGGCGAGCGGACGUUUCGUCGUUUUGAUGCCCACUCGGCGUAUAAACAAGGGCGAGGAAGUUUUUGCGAAUUAUGCCGCAGAUUUUGCCGGGUUCCCCGAACCGUCUGAAAAGCAAAGUCACGUAUUGUGCGAGCAGGAAUUGAAAAAGAACGACGACUACAGCGUCGGAGAAUAUAUCCUCGUGUUCGGAAUAUGCGAAGUAACCGGCGACCACCAUGUCUGGGUUGGGAAGAUCGCAAAGAAGUAUCAUGGUGACCAAUUCGGCGUCCACUGGUUGUAUCACCCUUCCCAACUCCCCGAGGCCGACAACCUCGAAUUACCACGGGCUGUGAAGCUCAAGACGCAGCAAUUUGACCCAUGGGAGCUUAUCAUCAGCGAAGAGGGCUCGAUUGUUGAUAGGAGCAUAAUCAUGUCACGUUAUGAAGGAAUGAUAGAGAGAGCCGCUCUCAAACGGAAAGAGCAGGGUUUCUGGUGGUGGGACUGGGUGAUCCGGUACCGGGCCGUAGACGAUCCCAUUACGGGUACUAAAAGAACUCAGCCAUUCAUGGUCACCUCUAGAGACUACUUUAGAAAAAGAAAAAGAGUAUCUAAUUGGGAUAUCGUUGCACGGGCACAGGAGAUGGGACUGCAGCCUAUUAAACCGAUCAAAAUGGACAAUAUACUUGUGAAAGAGGAAAGGACGGAAACCUUGAACAAGGCAGAGACGACUGUCAAAAAGAGCAAGCGGACGACUCGGGAUGCGCUCGAAAAGAACGAGCUUGACACACACAGAGCUAAGCGCCAGCGGCAGGCGCUGCAACGGAGCAUUCACCUUCGGUCUAGAACACGUGAUACUGAUGACGAGGUAUCUCAAGAACUGUUUGAUGACGAGGACGACCAUCAUCGGGCGUUGCCUGCCAGAACUCAGCGCAAUAGAAGAUCAUCGCAAACACCGUCCACUGCAGAAGAUCUCGACGAAGACAACCAGUCUCGCAACGAGACGUCGAACGCUAGAGUUGCGCAAGACCCGAUCCCUAGCAGGCUCAAAUAUGCUCUCCGAUCGACCGAACGAAGCCAUGUCUAUGAGUACGACGAAGUGUCUGACGUUGAUGAAGAGCUGCAGUAUCUGUUCGUUGACCACGACGAGGAAGAGUCGGAAGAAGAUGCGCCUGACACGCGAGAAGAUGAGAUGGAAACACCAGAUCUAGUCGACGGCGACACUGACAGCGCGUUUCCCACAGCAGUAACGCCAAUGCCUGCUCCUGUGUCUGGCCCCGGCGCCAUAGAGAGGAUAACCCCGGAAUUGGAAUGGCCCUGCACAUUCAUUAUACAGAGUGACAUGCUCAGGGACAUGCCGAGGGAUAUGCCGAUGGACAAACCGAUAGGCGUACCCCUGGGCAUACCGAUGGGCAUACCGAACUCACCACCCCCGGCAAACUCCAGUCGUAGGCGAGGCCCCGCCGUGCCGCUGGAAAGGUGA
Messenger RNA from Paraphaeosphaeria sporulosa, 1557 nucleotides. RefSeq lists its product as uncharacterized. NCBI's taxonomy places the organism in Eukaryota, Fungi, Ascomycota, Dothideomycetes, Pleosporales, Didymosphaeriaceae. The record is from RefSeq and is a predicted model, not a curated record. The transcript is spliced from 2 exons. Bases 1 to 1557 code for a protein of 518 amino acids.